Spodoptera frugiperda (fall armyworm) is the source of this 6492-nucleotide messenger RNA. Its product is annotated as zonadhesin-like. The record is from RefSeq and is a predicted model, not a curated record. The transcript has 34 exons. NCBI's taxonomy places the organism in Eukaryota, Metazoa, Arthropoda, Insecta, Lepidoptera, Noctuidae. Bases 68 to 6298 code for a protein of 2076 amino acids.
AAUUAGUUGUGUGACAAAGUUAAUAAAUACGGCAGAUGUUUCAUGUACUACAUACAGUACGGUUGAAAUGUUGGUGUUUGUCGGGUUUCUGGUUUUAACUUACGUUGGGGGUAUAUUUUCCAGUGUGAGACCGCCACCAUCGUCAUCGUCAUGUGACGAUUCAGAACCUCAAUGUGCACCAAAUCAACACUACACGGAAAAUAAUACAAAUUGCAUCAAGACCUGUUCGGACCGAUUCAGGUCCUGCUCGGAACCUUGUGACCCAUACACUGGUUGUGUUUGUGACCAUGGUUCCGUGAGAUUAUUUGCUGAUGGAACUGGGCCUUGCGUUCCGAAAUUUAUUUGUCGUAUGUUCGACGGUCCCUUGUGUCCGAAACAUCAGCACUAUACGGAAAACGACCCGACAUGCAUACGGACCUGUGCGAACAGCUUGGUGCCACCUUCAGACUCCUGCAAGCAACACACUGGCUGCGUCUGCGAUGAAGGUCGAGUGAGACUGAACGAUGAUGCUACAGGACCUUGUGUUCGGGAAUCUACGUGUUCAAUGAUAUUGUGCGGAGAUCCGAAUGCGGAGUACAAGACCUGCCCUGACCCAUGCCCAGAAACCUGUGACACACCGAAACCAAAAGUAUGUACGAAGGCUUGUGUCAAAAAUGGCUGCGAAUGUCGCAAAGGAUAUGUACUGGAUAAGAUUGGCGGAAUAUGUAUUAAGCGUAAACAUUGCCCUGUAAAUAAAUGCAAAGACCCGCAUGCAAUAUACACGGAAUGUCCCAAUCCGUGCCCAUUGACCUGUGACCAUCCCAACCCAAGGCCAUGUGCAGCCAUGUGUUUGAGGGAGGGAUGCGAAUGUGAGUCAGGAUACGUUCUAGACACCAAAACAGGCAAAUGUAUUAAGUUGGAGCAUUGUCCAGUACCGGAAUGCCCCAAACAUUCUCAUUACGCGAUAAACGAUAACACUUGCCCAAAGACGUGUGGGAAUCGUCAGGUAUCUACUACAGAUGCAUCUGGCGCCUGUGCACCAUACACAGGUUGUGUCUGUGAUGAUGGUUAUUUCAAAAAGUAUGACAACAAUACGGGCCCUUGUAUUCAUGAAAGCAAAUGCCCUCCAAUUCCUACUACAUGUGGAACGAAUGAAGUAGCAACUAGUUGCCGAAUUGCCUGUCCACCACAAACUUGUGAGAGUAUUUAUACUACAUACUUUUGCCCACAAGCUGAGUGUGAACCUGGUUGUGAUUGCAUUAAUGGAUAUUUGAGGAACUCUGAAGGUAUCUGCGUACCUUCUGAGCAAUGUAACACUAACAAUGCUCCUGUUUGUGGACCAAAUGAAGAGUCAUCAGACUGCGCAAUUCUAUGUCCCCCUCAAUCUUGUGAAAGCUUGUACCUCGACUAUCUAUGUGCACAAAUGGAAUGUAGACCUGGAUGCAAUUGUGUGAAGGGUUAUCUUAGGAACAGUGAUGGCAUUUGUAUUCCGAGUGGAGAAUGUUCUGCAAGAUGCAGAGGUGACGCCAAUGCUACGGCGACAUCAUGUGGAAGUGCUUGCCGACCGACUUGUGCAGACCCAGAUAGAGCUAAUCGAGCUUGUAUUCUUCUUUGUAUUCUAAAUGGAUGUGAAUGUAAACAAGGGUACAUUUUGUCUGAAAGUGGUGUUUGCGUAGAUCCAAAAGAUUGUCCUGGUGGAUCUCCACUAUGUGGUACUAAUGAAACGUAUACCAGUUGUAAAGUGGGCUGCCCUACUAACUACUGCCCAACUGAUGAUAGUCGAGCUAUGGUUGCUUGUUCUAUCGCCUACCCUUGUCCAGGCGGGUGUGCUUGUAGUCCAGGCUAUUUGUACGAGAGUUACGAAAACCCUCAAUGUGUUCUGGCUUCAGAUUGUCCUGAAGUCGAGUGUACUAGACCAAAUGAGGUUUGGGAUCGAAACCCUACAAGUUGUUACCCAGAACGAUGUGAUGAAAGAGAGAGGGAGUGUGUAGAUCCAUUCCCGGUUCCACCAAGAUGUGUCUGUAAAAAGGGAUACCAUAGGAAUGAUAGUGACGUUUGUGUUCCUGCUUCUGAAUGCCCAUCAUUAGGAUGUAAGGGUGACCUCAAUGCAACGCUAACACAGUGCCCAACGCCAUGCCCGGCUACCUGUGCUGAUCCAAAUGCUGGAAAUAAACCUUGUAUCGAGAUAUGUCUCCCAGAAGACUGUCAGUGUAAUCCAGGAUAUGUUCGAAGUGAAGAAGGAAAAUGUAUUAAACCUGAAGAUUGUCCAGCGCCUGAUACUUGCAAUGGGGAUCCCAACGCAGUGUUCUCUGACUGCCCCAGUGCUUGUCAAGCCACUUGUGACAACCCAGAUACUAACCAGCCGUGUGUAAGGAAAUGCCUACCAAGUGGCUGUGUGUGCAAACCAGGGUUUAUCCGAGAAAAGAAGAACGGAAAGUGUAUUAAACAAUCGAGUUGUCCAGUGGAUAAUGGAUGUAAUGGUGACAAAAAUGCGACAGAAACGCAAUGUGGUAGUGGCUGCCCAAUUACGUGUGUGAAUCGAUUCAAAGAAAAUAAUAUCGUCUGUCCAGCUGUAUGUCUACCGGGCUGCUCAUGUAAAGAGGGAUACAUUUAUACUGAUGUUGGAGGGGUAUGCGUGAAACCAGAGGAUUGUCCAGUUCCAGAAGAAAGUUGUGAUGGAGAUCCCAACGCAGUGUUCUCUGACUGCCCCAGUGCUUGUCAAGCCACUUGUGAUAACCCAGAUACUAACCAGCCGUGUGUAAGGAAAUGCCUACCAAGUGGCUGUGUGUGCAAACCAGGGUUUAUCCGAGAAAAAAAGAACGGAAAGUGUAUUAAACAAUCGAGUUGUCCAGUGGAUUAUGGAUGUAAUGGUGACAAAAAUGCGACAGAAACUGAAUGUGGGAGUGCUUGUCCAACUACGUGUCGGAAUCGAUUCAGAAAGAAUAAGCUGGCCUGUCCAGCUGUAUGUCGACCGGGCUGCUCAUGUAAACGAGGAUACAUUCUUACUGAUGUUGGAGGGGUAUGCGUGAAACCAGAGGAUUGUCCAGUUCCAGAAAUCGAAGGUUGUGAUGGGGAUCCCAACGCAGUGUUCAGUGAUUGUCCGAGUGCCUGUGAACCAACCUGUGACGAUCCUAACUCCAGCCAACCAUGUAUUUUGAUGUGCAUGCCUAAGGGAUGCGUCUGCAAAAAGGGUUUUGUUCGUGGAAGUAACGGCAAGUGUGUCAAGGUUGAGGAAUGUCCAGUAGUUGGAUGCGGCGGUGACCGUAACGCAACAGCAAGGGAUUGUCCAAGUGCAUGUCCCCUGACUUGCGCAGAUCAGAACAGAAAUAAACCUUGUCCAGCUAUUUGUCUGCCAAGAGGCUGCGAUUGCAAUGAGGGCUAUGUAUUAACUGAAGUUGGUGGAAAAUGUAUAAAGCCUGAAGAUUGUCCAGCUGAGCCUCAAUGUAAUGGAGAUCGCAAUGCAACGUUCAAGGAAUGCCCAAGCGCAUGCCAAGCUACUUGUGACAAUCCGGAUUCUAAUCAACCAUGUAUAGACGUGUGUUUGCCUGAUGGCUGUGUGUGCAAAGAGGGAUAUAUUCGGAUAGAAGAAGAUGGUGAAUGUGUUCAGCCAGGUGACUGUCCAGGUGGAUCACCAACAUGUGGUGCCAAUGAAACCUAUGUAUACUGUAAAGUGGGUUGUCCAACUAACUACUGUCCCACUGAAGACAGUCAGGCUAUGGUCGCGUGUGACCCUCCCUACCCUUGCCCGGGCGGCUGUGCUUGCAAACGAGGCUAUUUAUAUCGCAGUAGAGAUGAUGAGACGUGUAUUAAGUCUUCGGAAUGUCCCCCAUUUGAAUGUAAAAAACCAAAUGAGAUAUGGGAGGCCAGUCCUUCAAGUUGUUCUUCUGAGCGAUGUGAAGAUAGAGGUAUACCUUGCGACUUCCCAUACCCUGUUCCACCAAGAUGCGUUUGCAUGGACGGAUUCUAUAGAAACAAGGACGAUGUUUGUGUACCUGAAUCGGAAUGUCCUCCGAUAGCUUGCAAAGGUGAUGCAAAUGCUACAUAUUCGGAAUGUCCCAGUCCUUGUCAAGCUACGUGCGAUGAACCUGACACUGGAGACGCUUGCAUAACUGUAUGUGAUGACCCUGGGUGUGUGUGCAAUGACGACUUCAUUUUGUCUGAACCUGGUGGUGUUUGCAUCAGUCCCUAUGAUUGUCCAGGUGGAUCACCGAAAUGUGGUGAAAAUGAAACUUACGUCUCUUGCAAAGUGUCUGGAUGUCCAUCUGACUACUGUCCAAAGGAUGAUAGCCUUGGUACUGUCAUAUGCGACCCAAUAUUCCCGUGUCCUGGAGGUUGUGUGUGCAAACGAGGUUAUAUUAGGCUCAGCGAGGAAGACGAUAGAUGUGUUUUGUCUUCUGAAUGUCCACCAGUCGAAUGUACUAGAGAAAAUGAAGAAUGGAAUACCGACCCUCCAAGUUGCUCUGCCGAUAGAUGCGAGUAUAAGGAUGUCCCAUGCGACUUCCCGAUACCUCUUCCACCAAAAUGCACCUGCAUAGAAGGAUACUUCAGAAAUAGCAGCGAUGUUUGUGUCCCAGAAUCAGAAUGCCCUAAACCAGCAUGCAAUGGUGAUCAAAAUGCAACAUUCUCCGAAUGUCCCAGUCCUUGCAAACCAACUUGUGACAGUCCAGAUAAUGACGUUAUUUGUAUUGACAUGUGUGAUGAACCUGGUUGUGUGUGCAACGAGGGAUUCCUCCUCACUGAACUUGGUGGUAGCUGUAUUAAUCCCUAUGACUGUCCAGGAGGAUCCCCUCAAUGUCCUACGAACAAAACGUUCACCAGUUGUAAAAUUGACUGCCCGAUGCGGUACUGUCCUACGGACGUGAAUGAAGUACCAAGAGUUUGUGAUCCAUUAUGGCCGUGUCCUUCAGGUUGUGAAUGUGCACCUGGGUAUUUGAUGCUGAAUUCUAUUGAUCAAACAUGUGUCUUAGCUUCUGAUUGUCCUCCUCUGGAAUGCACUGGUGAAAACGAAGAGUGGAACCGAGACCCUCCAGACUGUGAUUUCGACAGUUGUGAGAAUGUCAACAGCCCCUGCAAUAGUUUUGCUCCUGGUCGACCAAGGUGUGCCUGCAAGGAAGGUUACUGCAAGAACCAGGAUGGCGUUUGUGUACCCAUACCUACUGAAGAUUGUCCCAAGCUGAACUGCGGUUACAAUGAAGUAGAGGUUCCCUGCAGACAAAUAUGUCCGCCACAAAAUUGUGAGAUUGCCUACACAGACUACGCUUGUACUAAGGAAACUGAGAUCUGUGAAAGAGGUUGCGACUGCCUUCCCGACCACCUUAGGAAUGGCAGCGGAAUUUGCAUACCGAAUGAUAAAUGUCCUUAUCCGUCAACUCCCGUCUGUGGGAUUAAUGAAAUUGCCAGAGACUGCAGGCGUAUUUGCCCCCCACAGACUUGCCUGAGCAAGUAUGCCUUAUUCCGAUGUAAAGAAAACAUACCGUGUGAACCUGGAUGUGAUUGUGUUGCUAACUAUCUGAGGGAUGAUAGUGGAAAAUGUGUACCGAGUGAAAAAUGUCCUGCCCCAUGUGAUGUCCCUGAUGAAUGUAAACGGACCUGUGCAGUGCCAAACCCUGAGAAUUGUGACAAUCCUCGUCCAGAAGAAAACAUAGAUGGUUGCAGUUGUAAAAGUGGUUAUGUUCUCUCUGAAAUAGGAGGCAAAUGUAUUCCUAUUGAGGAUUGUCCAACUGAUCAAAGCUGUAAUGGAGAUCCAAACGCAGUGAUCAAACAAUGUCCACAACCUUGCCCGGCUACUUGUGAUUCGCCAAAUGCUUUCCCCUGCAAGAAAAUGUGUUUGGAAGUUGGUUGUGAAUGUAAACCUGGAUACCUCAAGCUGAAUGGAACAGGUCCAUGCGUCCUACCGGACCAAUGUCCUGGUGGAAACCCAUGCGGUAAAACUGGUCGUUUUGUCGACUGUAAAGUGGACUGUGAAAGCAGUUACUGCCCAAAAGAUGAUAGCAGAGACGUUACUAUCUGUGACCCUCCAGCAGGCUCCUGUUUACCUGGUUGUAUUUGCAACUUAAACCAUAGAAAGAGAAGCUACGAAGAUCCAACGUGCAUUGUAUCGUCUGAUUGCCCUCCAGUAAACUGCACAAGACCUAAUGAAGUAUGGGACUCCUGUCCCUCAGCGUGUCUUGCAGAGAGUUGCGAGGAUGCACACAGACAACCGACUACGUGCAAUACUUUGGUCUUGAACUGUGGACCACGUUGUGUGUGUAAGAAGAAGCACUUUAGGAACUCUUCGGGAAUAUGUGUUCCUGUUAAUAAAUGUGAUGAGCCCUGCUGAGGACAUCACGACCUGCCAAGGCAUUUAGUUUUCUAUAAAUAAACUAUAAGACAUUCGAUCUUCUAUUGUUUAAUUUUCCAAUGCAUAAUUCCUGUGUAAGAAACUUUUUGAUCUUUACAAAGACAUAAAUAAUUAGGAUGAGAUAAUGUUGUAAACAAUUCAAUAAAUAAAUAAUAUAUAAUUCAAUAAUUAAA